Penicillium concentricum is the source of this 1728-nucleotide messenger RNA. RefSeq lists its product as uncharacterized. Lineage: Eukaryota; Fungi; Ascomycota; Eurotiomycetes; Eurotiales; Aspergillaceae. Bases 1 to 1728 code for a protein of 575 amino acids. The record is from RefSeq and is a predicted model, not a curated record. The transcript has 3 exons.
AUGGAGGACACACCAACUACGCCGAUCACUGUGCUCAAACGCCGCACCCCGUGCAUCACAUCCAUACAUAGAACCAACUCAACAUCUAGCUCCCUUUCGAGCCUGUCAUACCCACAGAUCCCUUCCCGCCGUUCGUCCCUUUCUGCCAGCGUGGAAUGCGAUUCAAGCGAGCUUGCAACAUCGACCAGGACUCCAUCUCUCAGUGAUAGUCUUUACAAUAUCGAUGUGGUGAAAACCCGACAGGAUCAUGGUACAAGUUCCCGAGGUAUCCGCAAGACUGCUCUUGAUGCGAGUGAAGACCCAUUUAUCGACCAGACCUCGCGCCGCCGUGUUGAUCCUCGAAGAGGACUCAUGACACAGAGUGGAUAUCAAUUGGCGCCGCAACUGCUUGUUCGCUGGAGCUCUGGGUCUUAUGGCUCUAUAGAGCCAUGCCUCUCGUCGACGUCAGCCUCGGAUUCCGGCGCAAUGGAACCGCCAGCAGAUAUUUCAAAACACAAACCCAGAGUCGAUAGUGUCCGGUGUUUAUCAAACAUGCUGCGCCCAGGGUCAUCCGGAUUACUUUGUCCAUUGGAGCUUCCUAUCGCGUUUGCCAGCAUGAGAUCCUACACAGGCUGGCCAUGCAUGAGCACAGACUCGAUGUCUGUAUGGGCGGCAGUGAAUGUAUCUGCUGAUGUUGAGCCCAUUUCCCUGCCUGAGACCUCGAGCCUUGCACCCCUCGACAUUGUUAUACUUUUUGAUAGCUUGCAGCAAGCUUCUGUCAGCCUUUUGACGCCAAUGGUCCUAGCAUCUUCUAUGCUUGCUUCAAAUUUGGCCAUCAAUAGUGACAGAAUAGCCGUAGCAUGUGUUGACGGAAGUUCUAGAAACGGGUUCGAGCUAUUGCUUCCGUUGGGGUUCCACUCAUUCGAGACGUUGAGAGCUGCUCUGAAUGCCUUCUCUCUCCGCCAGUUGAAGAAGAAAACGAGAAAGUUCCCUGACGCAGGUAACUCUAUUCGGCAGGCAUCUCGACUUUUUUACCCCUCUCCCAGAGCAGCGUUUUGUCAUGUGGUUUUCAUUUCCGCAUGCCCCCCAGAGAAUCUGUCUAUAUCUGGCGUAGACACGUCUAUUGGUAUCCAUACAAUCUCUCCUCAGCUUCGCUUUCCUCUUCAAACAGCAAACCAUCCACUUGGCUGGCACAUCUUCUACGAUGCCGAUGCCGAUGAUCCACGAUCCUGCGAAGUUCAUUUCAUGCGAAAGGUCUCCAAAGUCGUUCGGCAGCUUCGUACUGGUCUCAGCCCUGGGGCCCUGUCGGACUUGAAACUGCUUGUUGAGCAAGGCCACGGAUGCCAGUUCGAGUCGGUAAUGGAAGACUGUCAUCUGGCGCGGCUACGACCAGGGGAGACCUGGAUCUUCAAAGUGAAAAUGGGUGUGCCGAUCUGGUUUUACCAGGAAACCCAAUUGACUGAACAUCCCGUGCUCGAAGACUUGAUCAGGCAGAUCAACAGUGUCCUAAAAGCAUAUUCUUCUGAGCCGGCUGCGCAGCAUGUUCUAAGCGCUCGCCUCGAGCAUCAGCACUCUCUGCUACCGAAACCGCAUACUAUUUGUUUGGAAACCCAUUGCACCAUCUCGCGCACCCCAGGUGUGCCGCCCCGUCCUUCUGGCAAUUAUCGCAAGGUUUCGGCGCUAAUGUCGUAUGAACUGGAUGAUGAUGCUCUCAGUAUCAGCUUGGGAUCUGCAAGCGAACUCAGUUGA